AUGAAUGGAUCAAUAUUUAAGUUAUUAAUAUUUUUGAUCACAUUAAUAAAAAUUGUAUUGGCUGGUUAUAGUCCAUCAGCAUGUCCUGCCAUAAAUAACCGGACGCAAGGCUUCACUGCCCAGUUUUAUUAUUAUCCAUAUGGUAAUCUCAGGUAUUCUCAUUCUACAGAGUUUUUAAGCGGAGGAUACCUAAGUAUUUUAAAACCAGGACCAACAGUAACAGGUGUUACUAAUCCAUUCUUUUCGCAAUUUGGAGGACCAAUUCCUUUUUACCCUGAAUUUUCUGCGACAAAUUUUUCUGUGGCACUUUCUGGUUAUUAUGUGGCUCCUCAAACUGGUCUCUACAGAUUCUCUUAUCAAGUAGACGAUGCAGGUAUCAUUUUUGUUGGUGCUGGUACUGCUUUUGAUUGUUGUGCACAUAGUAGCGAUUUUUUUGGUACCAAUGCAACAUUUAUUAAUCAAUAUGAUGCUCAGUCUCCGACAAUAAGAGAACUUUACCUAGAAGCAGGUAGGUCUUACCCUAUUAAAAUAUAUUUUAUCAAUGCCCUUUUAAUUGCAAAAAAUCAAUUAACUGUUAUUCUUCCAGACGGAACAAAAGACACAAAUAUCGGCACUUCUGUGUAUUCAGGUUUUGAUAACUCUUCAGAUAACUGUGAACCAAUCUCUAUUACUUAUUCUUUUACUACUUCUACAAGUUUUACAACGUUUACAUCUAUUAGUAGUGUAAGCACACUAAAAAGUUUAAAAUCUAGAACUACUUAUGCUACGACUGUGACUACUAGUUACCUAGACGAUGAUCAUCCAGUUAUUAAAGAAAUCAUCCUUGUGGCUACCCCAUCUCCAGUGACAACAGUAAGCUCUACUACUACAGUAACAACUACUAUCACUAAGCUUACAACAACUACAUCUCUUACCACUUUUACAGGGACAGAUGGGUACAUGACCGUCAGUAAAAUUGUUAUGAUCGAAUCUCCAAUGUCAUAUGUUACUUUGUCAAGUACUGUUGCUCAUAGUAUCAAUACUUUAACAACAACUACCUAUACAACUGUUGUUACUAACUCUGGUGGUUCCAUUUUUGGUGAGGUUAUUGUCCUAAUUAAAACACCUUUUUCAUCAACUACCAUGACAACUAUGCGUAACGUUGCCUCUCUUACAACAACUACAUAUACAACUACAGUCAUAGAUUCUAAUGGAUCUUCUUCUCCAGAAGUUGUUGUUGUUGUAGUUACUCCAUCUCCAUCUACUACUUACAUUACUACUACUGCAGAUGUUUCUGCCCCAACUACAACCACUUACACUACUACAGUCACAGACAACAAUGGCUCUUCAUCUCCAGAAGUUGUUGUUGUUGUGAUCACUCCAUCUCCAUCUACUUCCUACACCACUACUACAGGUCCAGUUUCUGUCCCAACAACAUCUACUUACACCACUACUGUCACUGACAGCAACGGUUCUUCAUCCCCAGAGGUUGUUGUAGUAGUGAUUACUCCAUCUUCAACUGGUUCAACUAUCUACACCACUACUACUGCAGAUGUUUCUGCCCCAACUAUAACUACUUACGCAACCACUGUUACUGACAGUAAUGGCUCUUCCUCUGCAGAAGUUGUUGUUGUUGUGAUCACUCCAUCUCCAUCUACUUCCUACACCACUACUACAGGUCCAGUUUCUGUCCCAACAACAUCUACUUACACCACUACUGUCACUGACAGCAACGGUUCUUCAUCCCCAGAGGUUGUUGUAGUAGUGAUUACUCCAUCUUCAACUGGUUCAACUAUCUACACCACUACUACUGCAGAUGUUUCUGCCCCAACUACAACCACUUACACUACUACAGUCACAGACAACAAUGGCUCUUCAUCUCCAGAAGUUGUUGUUGUUGUGAUCACUCCAUCUCCAUCUACUUCCUACACCACUACUACAGGUCCAGUUUCUGUCCCAACAACAUCUACUUACACCACUACUGUCACUGACAGCAACGGUUCUUCAUCCCCAGAGGUUGUUGUAGUAGUGAUUACUCCAUCUUCAACUGGUUCAACUAUCUACACCACUACUACUGCAGAUGUUUCUGCCCCAACUAUAACUACUUACGCAACCACUGUUACUGACAGUAAUGGCUCUUCCUCUGCAGAAGUUGUUGUUGUUGUGAUCACUCCAUCUCCAUCUACUUCCUACACCACUACUACAGGUCCAGUUUCUGUCCCAACAACAUCUACUUACACCACUACUGUCACUGACAGCAACGGUUCUUCAUCCCCAGAGGUUGUUGUAGUAGUGAUUACUCCAUCUUCAACUGGUUCAACUAUCUACACCACUACUACUGCAGAUGUUUCUGCCCCAACUACAACCACUUACACUACUACAGUCACAGACAACAAUGGCUCUUCAUCUCCAGAAGUUGUUGUUGUUGUGAUCACUCCAUCUCCAUCUACUUCCUACACCACUACUACAGGUCCAGUUUCUGUCCCAACAACAUCUACUUACACCACUACUGUCACUGACAGCAACGGUUCUUCAUCCCCAGAGGUUGUUGUAGUAGUGAUUACUCCAUCUUCAACUGGUUCAACUAUCUACACCACUACUACUGCAGAUGUUUCUGCCCCAACUACAACCACUUACACCACUACUGUCAUUGACAGCAACGGUUCUUCAUCCCCAGAGGUUGUUGUAGUAGUGAUUACUCCAUCUUCAACUGGUUCAACUAUCUACACCACUACUACUGCAGAUGUUUCUGCUCCGACGACAGCUACUUACACUACUACCGUCACUGAUAGCAAUGGGUCUUCCUCUGCAGAAGUUGUUGUUGUUGUGAUCACUCCAUCUCCAUCUACUUCCUACACCACUACUACAGGUCCAGUUUCUGUCCCAACAACAUCUACUUACACUACUACAGUCACAGACAACAAUGGCUCUUCAUCUCCAGAAGUUGUUGUUGUUGUGAUCACUCCAUCUCCAUCUACUUCCUACACCACUACUACAGGUCCAGUUUCUGUCCCAACAACAUCUACUUACACCACUACUGUCAUUGACAGCAACGGUUCUUCAUCCCCAGAGGUUGUUGUAGUAGUGAUUACUCCAUCUUCAACUGGUUCAACUAUCUACACCACUACUACUGCAGAUGUUUCUGCUCCGACGACAGCUACUUACACUACUACCGUCACUGAUAGCAAUGGGUCUUCCUCUGCAGAAGUUGUUGUUGUUGUGAUCACUCCAUCUCCAUCUACUUCCUACACCACUACUACAGGUCCAGUUUCUGUCCCAACAACAUCUACUUACACCACUACUGUCACUGACAGCAACGGUUCUUCAUCCCCAGAGGUUGUUGUAGUAGUGAUUACUCCAUCUUCAACUGGUUCAACUAUCUACACCACUACUACUGCAGAUGUUUCUGCCCCAACUACAACCACUUACACUACUACAGUCACAGACAACAAUGGCUCUUCAUCUCCAGAAGUUGUUGUUGUUGUGAUCACUCCAUCUCCAUCUACUUCCUACACCACUACUACAGGUCCAGUUUCUGUCCCAACAACAUCUACUUACACCACUACUGUCAUUGACAGCAACGGUUCUUCAUCCCCAGAGGUUGUUGUAGUAGUGAUUACUCCAUCUUCAACUGGUUCAACUAUCUACACCACUACUACUGCAGAUGUUUCUGCUCCGACGACAGCUACUUACACUACUACCGUCACUGAUAGCAAUGGGUCUUCCUCUGCAGAAGUUGUUGUUGUUGUGAUCACUCCAUCUCCAUCUACUUCCUACACCACUACUACAGGUCCAGUUUCUGUCCCAACAACAUCUACUUACACCACUACUGUCACUGACAGCAACGGUUCUUCAUCCCCAGAGGUUGUUGUAGUAGUGAUUACUCCAUCUUCAACUGGUUCAACUAUCUACACCACUACUACUGCAGAUGUUUCUGCCCCAACUACAACCACUUACACUACUACAGUCACAGACAACAAUGGCUCUUCAUCUCCAGAAGUUGUUGUUGUUGUGAUCACUCCAUCUCCAUCUACUUCCUACACCACUACUACAGGUCCAGUUUCUGUCCCAACAACAUCUACUUACACCACUACUGUCACUGACAGCAACGGUUCUUCAUCCCCAGAGGUUGUUGUAGUAGUGAUUACUCCAUCUUCAACUGGUUCAACUAUCUACACCACUACUACUGCAGAUGUUUCUGCCCCAACUAUAACUACUUACGCAACCACUGUUACUGACAGUAAUGGCUCUUCCUCUGCAGAAGUUGUUGUUGUUGUGAUCACUCCAUCUCCAUCUACUUCCUACACCACUACUACAGGUCCAGUUUCUGUCCCAACAACAUCUACUUACACCACUACUGUCACUGACAGCAACGGUUCUUCAUCCCCAGAGGUUGUUGUAGUAGUGAUUACUCCAUCUUCAACUGGUUCAACUAUCUACACCACUACUACUGCAGAUGUUUCUGCCCCAACUACAACCACUUACACCACUACUGUCAUUGACAGCAACGGUUCUUCAUCCCCAGAGGUUGUUGUAGUAGUGAUUACUCCAUCUUCAACUGGUUCAACUAUCUACACCACUACUACUGCAGAUGUUUCUGCUCCGACGACAGCUACUUACACUACUACCGUCACUGAUAGCAAUGGGUCUUCCUCUGCAGAAGUUGUUGUUGUUGUGAUCACUCCAUCUCCAUCUACUUCCUACACCACUACUACAGGUCCAGUUUCUGUCCCAACAACAUCUACUUACACCACUACUGUCACUGACAGCAACGGUUCUUCAUCCCCAGAGGUUGUUGUAGUAGUGAUUACUCCAUCUUCAACUGGUUCAACUAUCUACACCACUACUACUGCAGAUGUUUCUGCCCCAACUACAACCACUUACACCACUACUGUCAUUGACAGCAACGGUUCUUCAUCCCCAGAGGUUGUUGUAGUAGUGAUUACUCCAUCUUCAACUGGUUCAACUAUCUACACCACUACUACUGCAGAUGUUUCUGCUCCGACGACAGCUACUUACACUACUACCGUCACUGAUAGCAAUGGGUCUUCCUCUGCAGAAGUUGUUGUUGUUGUGAUCACUCCAUCUCCAUCUACUUCCUACACCACUACUACAGGUCCAGUUUCUGUCCCAACAACAUCUACUUACACCACUACUGUCACUGACAGCAACGGUUCUUCAUCCCCAGAGGUUGUUGUAGUAGUGAUUACUCCAUCUCCAAGUGGUCCAACUAUCUACACCACUACUAAUGCUGAUAUUUCUGCCCCAACUACAACCACUUACACCACCACUGUUACUGACAGCAAUGGCUCUUCCUCUACUGAGGUUGUUAUAGUAGUGAUUACACCACACCCAUCUGGUUCUGUCAUUUCAACCACUAUUACUGGUGCAGUCAGUGCCCCAACCACAUCUACCUACACAACUGUAGCCACUGACAGCAACGGUUCAUCUUCUACUGAGGUUGUUGUUGUUGUGAUCACUCCAGCUCCAUCUACCUUCUAUACGACCACUACUGGUGAUGUCUCUGCCUUGACCACAUCUACCUUCACCACCACUGUUACUGACAGCAAUGGCUCUUCCUCUACUGAGGUUGUUGUAGUAGUGAUUACACCACACCCAUCUGGUUCUGUCAUUUCAACCACUACUACUGGUGCAGUCACUGCCCCAACCACAUCUACCUACACCACUAUUGUUACCGACAACAAAGGCUCAUCUUCCACCGAAGUUGUUGUUGUUGUGAUCACACCAGCUCCAUCUACCUUAUCCACUACUACUACUAGUGCAGUCAGUGUUCCAACCACAUCUACCUACACAACUGUAGUCACUGACAGCAAUGGCUCUUCCUCUACUGAAGUUGUUGUUGUUAUAAUCACACCAUCUUCAUUUAGUAGCUUUAUGACAUCAUCAAUUUCUGUACCAUCUCCUCUCUACAGAAACUCAACUAUUCCUAGUGAAAAGAUUGAAUCUACUUUGAGUGGCACUCUAGUUGUUUUGACUACGGUUGUUAAUGGAGUUACUAUGACUACAACUUAUUGUCCAGAGCCAUCCGCAACUUCUGGAACAAGUGUGACUGCUAUCAUUGGACAUGGCUCUAUUGAAUCAGUUUAUUCAAAGAACCAACAAGAAGGGAUUAGCUCAUCUUCUGCUGUUUCCAAUGCAACUCCAGUCGCUUCUAUUGCUUCCCCUACUAUUUCUCAAAUGUACACCAAUAAUGAAAAUCCACCAAUAUCUGGAAACUCUAGAGGAUCUAGCACUGCAGUAGGUAAUGUUGAAUCUAGAAGACCAGAAACAUCAGUACCUACAGUGAUGCCACAAGUUUCCCAAUAUGUUUCUGAACAAUUAUCCUCAUCACCAACCGUUAUUGCAGCACCUCGUGAAGGUGCACCUUCUGUUGUAUCAUAUGAGGGUAAGGGUAGCACUAUAUAUAUGAACUGGAAUGUUGCUCAUUUUGUCAGCCUAUUAUUAUUUAUGAUUGUUUAA
Messenger RNA from Arxiozyma heterogenica, 6459 nucleotides. It is a transcript of the gene HKR1, whose product is annotated as Hkr1p. Bases 1 to 6459 code for a protein of 2152 amino acids. NCBI's taxonomy places the organism in Eukaryota, Fungi, Ascomycota, Saccharomycetes, Saccharomycetales, Saccharomycetaceae. The record is from RefSeq and is a predicted model, not a curated record. The transcript has a single exon.